Messenger RNA from Marchantia polymorpha subsp. ruderalis, 2502 nucleotides. The record is from the annotation of a GenBank genome assembly. Lineage: Eukaryota; Viridiplantae; Streptophyta; Marchantiopsida; Marchantiales; Marchantiaceae.
GGAGGGAGCGGUGCUUGACUCUGAAGCUCGGCAUUACUCAGCGCCGCGUUCGUCGUCGUCUCCGUUUCGUGGGGCGCUGCUCUGUACAGACUCUGUUGUUGGUGUUGGUGUCGCGGGCGAGUGGUGUGUUGGUGGAAUCGACGAUCGAUUUGUGUGUGUGUCUGUUGCUCUUGGGGUGUUGUUGUUCAUCGUCGUCGGUCGUUGGUGGAUCUCUGGGCCCGGAAGGAGGGAGGAGGGAGGAGUGGGUUUUUGGUGAUUCGUCGAGUGUUGUCAUCUGCCGGCAUCUCGCUCGGGGAGGCUAGAAGGUAGUGAUCCGAGUAGUGUUUGCUGCUUUCCGAGAAUUGCGUGCUCCGCGUCUGCUUCCCCUCCGGUCAUUUUGGUAAUACAUCGAAGAAGAAGAGGAAAGGAGAGGAGAGAAGAGAAGGACCUCAUCGAUGUCGCAGGAGGUUUUGGUGAAUCUUUCGUUCGGGGAAUGGAUGUGGAAUUUCACGUUUUAAAAAUCGAUAGAUUGUUUCUCUGAUUGAGUGCCUCAUUACGAAGGACGGACCGUGGUGGAUCGAGGAGCGCAGAGCUGAGUUCGGCGCUGGUUUGCGGGGCGGGGAGGAAGAGGAAUUUAGAGGCGGACCGUUCUGUCAUAGUCGAUGGCGGCAUAAGAAAACCUGACAGCAUUCUUCCUGAGCGGGGGAGAAACAUUUUGCGUUCGUUUUGAAGCCCGUCGCGCACGAGAUUGAACCAUUAGUUUUUCGCCGGAAAGAGGGCGCUUAUACUGGAUUCUGUGCAUCUUACCUAAACAAACAGGCCGUGAAGACAAGAAAAUCUAGUACAGGCGGAAUUCGUUGUAGCUCAGAGGGCAGGCCCGUGUCAUCAGACGAGCCCGGUAGUUACCAACGGCGAGAAGAAAGAAAAGCAGGGUUGCAACAGAACGGUCGUUCACUCAUGGGGGAUGAUAAGGCGGCUACCUCCUCCACCCUAGGGACACGGGUUUUGGGAGACAGGGAACUCCUGAUGCAGAGUCAUGUAGAGGAUGUGGAAGACCCGCUCAAAGCCGGACCCCCUCAGCAUUCCGGCUAUCAUGCAGGCCGUGAGGCUUUCUAUGCUGUUCUUCAGAGUUGGGCAUCUAAGAAGUUCAUGAGCGGCUGUGUGAUCCUGUUCCCGAUAGCAAUUACUUUCUACGUGACGUGGUGGUUCAUCGCAUUCUUCGACGGGUUCUUUAGACCAGUUUAUAAAGCGCUGGGUGUCCAUGUUUUUGGCGUAGGCUUUCUUACUUCCAUCAUCUUCAUCUUCUUGGUCGGUGUGUUUGUAUCCUCGUGGAUUGGUUCAUCGGUUCUCUGGAUGGGAGAGUGGUUUAUCAAGCGCAUGCCAUUAGUGAAACACAUAUAUUCUGCUUCGAAACAGAUUAGUGCAGCCAUAUCCCCAGAUCAAAACACCCAGGCUUUUAAGGAGGUAGCUAUAAUUCGUCAUCCUCGAGUAGGGGAAUAUGCCAUUGGGUUUAUCACAUCUACACUAGUCCUUCAGAACGAAACAGGGGAUGAAGAGCUGUGUAGCGUUUAUGUCCCCACCAACCAUCUGUAUAUUGGCGACAUUUUCCUCGUUGGUUCAAGGGAGGUCAUACGGCCUAAUCUUUCAGUACGAGAGGGAAUCGAAAUCGUCGUAUCGGGGGGAAUGUCGAUGCCACAAGUAAUUGCACCCAUUAUUGCUGCCGACCGAAGGGGAGUUGGAAACGACAGAGGGGCCAGGGUUUUACCUCCCAGAUGAUGAAUGAAACAUGACAGAUUCGAAUUUUGGAAAAAACCCUCUGUUGUUGUGCGCAGAAUCGAGGUCGUCGGUGUGGAUCAAAGUAGGGAAUAUUUUUGUCAACACUUGACAUGGCGUCAUGUAGAUGUUUCAGCAAAAUGUCAUUGAUUUUUCUGCAGGCUUCUGCAGAGAGUCUUUCUCGUGGUAGGUUUUGGUGUGGAGUUCACAUUGUCGAUAUGUACUGAACAUUUUAGAGAACUAGAGUGAAGCUCCAUCGAUGGGUUUGUGCUCCUUCAAAAGCAAACGGCGAGUCUUUGUACGUAUGUGAUCAGAGUAGAAUCUUUCCAACUGGCGUAGUUGGUUUCAGUCAAUUAGGAGAAGCACGUCUACAACUUAGGAUACCUUUUGUGUAUUGCUACUUUAAGGGCAAUUAUGCCAUUAAGCGGGUAAACAUUAAUUCUUAGGAUGUAAUGCGAGCUCGGGUGGGUAUUAGCAGACGAAUGCUGAAAGUUGGGGUUCCCUCCGCAUGUGCAGACGAGUGGGGUAUGAGUUUAGAUAGGUUGUGAAAUAGUGCGAAUAAGAGAUGUUACUUAUUGAAAGAGAUUGGGAACACCUUGAAGCAGCACGUUAAGCUUACCCGAUUUCCUUCAUGGCAAUUUUCAGACCUCGUAUUAGACUGACUUUCUCCUUUUCUUAGUAAAUGGUGCUAUACGCUCCUCCUGGGAAGAAAUUUAAAUUUUUUGGAGUUUCUUGUCCAGUCGUCACACG